Molecule: messenger RNA, 778 nt
Organism: Drosophila persimilis
Lineage: Eukaryota; Metazoa; Arthropoda; Insecta; Diptera; Drosophilidae
Gene: Dlip2
Exons: 2
Coding region: 1-711 (236 amino acids)
Source: RefSeq, a predicted model, not a curated record
AUGGCUUCAAGAGUUUGUACCUAUAAGGACUGUGAGAAUUACUAUCUUAUCAACGACAGCACCUCAACAACACUCUUCGCCCCUCCCAAGCAGCCGGAACGUGCACAAAUCUGGCGCAAAAAUGGACGGGUUCACCCGAAGAUUCCGCCACACAAAAUGUUUAUGUGCUUCGAACACUUUGAUAAGAAAUACAUAUCGUGCAGCAAGAAUCGCAAGAUAUUAGUAGGCGAGGCGGUGCCAUAUCCUUACGAAGGUUCGCCCGAGCCGGAGGAGGCGGAGGCUCUUGAACAAGUGGCGUCGACAUCCUCGCAGGAAAGUUACUUCAUAAAUCUGAUCGACAGCGACGAGCUGAGCAUCAACAAUGUGGAGUCAACCACAGGCAGUUCCAAGCGCAUGGUAACACUGCCACAGACUUUUAAGAAUGGUAUUGAAAUUAGUCUUGCGCCACCUUCCACCAAACGCUCGAGAACCACUGUUGAGCUAAUACCACUUUCAGAGCCCCCUGCAAAGCAGGAGCCUUCUGUUGUCGAAGACCAGGCAAUAGACCCCACAGAGGUAUCGACGUUCAUCUUCAAAGGCGAGGAAUAUGUGCAAAUGUCUAAGUCGUAUUAUAUGCGCGAAAAGCGGGAAAUUGCGCAGCAGCUGAGGCAAUAUAAGACCAUACUCAAGAAUAUUAAAGAAUAUUUCCAAGAUGAAUCCCUAGAUAUAUAGAUAGUAUUAUAUUUAAACAUCGUGCCACCAAAACUCACUAGAAUAAAUCCAGCUAUACAUCUUUUUA